AUGCUUUCGCAAAUGGCCGCCACUGCAGGUUCCGUUGCAGUAGGUUCGACCAUCGGCCAUGGUCUCUCGCACAUGCUCUUCGGCGGCUCCUCCGCGGCACCGGCUCCUGAGGCACAGGCACUCCCAGCACAGGAGGCACAGACGUACGCACAGACUUACCAGAGCCAGGGUAUUAGCUGCGAGAUUCAGGCGAAGGAUUUCACGAAGUGCCUCGAGAAGGCGGAUCUGCCAUCGUGCACAUGGUAUCUUGAGCAGCUCAAGGCUUGCCAGGCAGCUGCUGCUCCUUACUGA
Messenger RNA from Laetiporus sulphureus 93-53, 291 nucleotides. RefSeq lists its product as uncharacterized. The record is from RefSeq and is a predicted model, not a curated record. Gene Ontology annotation, cellular component: mitochondrion; nucleus. Lineage: Eukaryota; Fungi; Basidiomycota; Agaricomycetes; Polyporales; Laetiporaceae. The transcript is spliced from 3 exons. The coding region runs from base 1 to 291 and encodes 96 amino acids. Gene Ontology annotation, biological process: mitochondrion organization.